AUGCCCGCCCCAAUGAUACCCCAGAGUCAAUUCGACUCCAUUCCCGACGCCAUUGAGGCCUUCCGACGGGGCGAGUUCCUCGUCGUCCUUGACGAUCCCGGCCGCGAGAAUGAGGCCGACCUGAUCAUCGCCGCCCAGGACGUCACCACCGAGCAGAUGGCCUGGAUGGUGCGCUACUCCUCAGGCCUCAUCUGCGCCCCGAUCAAGCCCGCCCGCGCCGACGCCCUCGACCUGCCGCCCAUGGUCUCCGUCAGCCAGGACCCCCGCGGCACCGCCUACACCGUCUCCGUCGACGCCGCCGACGAGUCCGUCACCACCGGCAUCAGCGCCCACGACCGCGCCCUCGUCUGCCGCGUCCUCGCCGACCCGACCUCCACCGCCACGAGCCUGCGCCGUCCCGGCCACGUCCUGCCUCUCCGCGCCCACCCCGGCGGCGUGAGGGCCAGAGUCGGCCACACCGAGGCCGCCGUGGAGUUCUGCCGCCUCGCCGGCAAGCACGAGGCCGCCGCCAUCUGCGAGGUCGUCGAGGACGGCGACGAGGUCCCUGGCCGCGCCGUCCGCGCCGCCACCGACAUGAUGAGGGGCGAGGCAUGCAUUACCUUCGCGCGCAAGUGGGGGCUGAAGGUGUGCACGAUCGCGGACCUCGUCGAGUACGUCGAGAAGACCGAGGGCAAGCUGGAGGUCAACGGCUCGUAG
Purpureocillium lilacinum is the source of this 696-nucleotide messenger RNA. Its product is annotated as 3,4-dihydroxy 2-butanone 4-phosphate synthase. The record is from RefSeq and is a predicted model, not a curated record. Gene Ontology annotation, molecular function: 3,4-dihydroxy-2-butanone-4-phosphate synthase activity. Gene Ontology annotation, biological process: riboflavin biosynthetic process. Gene Ontology annotation, cellular component: cytosol. Lineage: Eukaryota; Fungi; Ascomycota; Sordariomycetes; Hypocreales; Ophiocordycipitaceae.